AUGUCUGAAUUAUAAAAUAAAUAUAGAAUUACCUCAAGGCCAUUAUCUGCCGACAAAAUACUGAUUACAUUAUAAAAUCUAGAUUAAAAUACUUAAUAAUAAAAUACACUUAGAAUAAACCAUUUAACAACAAUUCAAGAUGUUAAAUAAUCAAUAUUAAAUAACCUUGAACAUCUUUAAAAUAUAGAACUAUAUUUUUAACAAAAUUAACUUUUUAUUGGAAAUCUAAAUGAGUUAGUUUUAAACAAAAUUAAAUAAGCCAAUACAAGAAUAAUAUACUAUAAGGUUGUGAAAAAAAGAAAUAAUUCCCAACCUUAAAAUUCCAAUAAUUAAGAAUAAAAAGUAUAAUAACUAUAAACAGGUGUUUAUUAAAAAAAUAUGAUUACACCUUCUUAAAGUAAUCCUCAAAACUUUUUACCUUAAUUGUCUAAUAAUUAGGGUAAUAUUAUUUUUAAUACGCCAAAAAACUAACCUUUAAAGUAAAUAUAUAAUAAUUAAUAUAAGAAAUACUUUAUAGAAGCUACAAAUUUAGUAUAAUGACUUAGAAAAAUAAAAUCAAGAGUUGGCUAACGAAAAAAAAUUAAUUCAAAAGUAAAUCUUAAAAAAUAGUUUAAAAAUUUAAGAUUUAGAAUAAGAAAAUUUAAAUUUAAGGUAAUAUUAUUAUUCAUAUCUUUAGUAAAUUAAAUUAAAAACUAACUGAUGAACUUGCACUUCUUAAGUAUAAUUAGUCUGAAUUUGAAAACCUUAAGUUUGAAAAUUAAUAAAUUAAGUAGUUUAUUUUGUUAUUUUAGAGAUUAAAUCAAUCAGAUUAGACUUAACUCAGAAUAAAUUUUGAUGGAAAAAAAUAAAUUAUAAGAAUAGAUUUCGAAACUUGUUAUGUAUUAAUUUUUAUUAAAUAAAGCGAAAAAUGUGA
Paramecium primaurelia is the source of this 913-nucleotide messenger RNA. The record is from the annotation of a GenBank genome assembly. Lineage: Eukaryota; Ciliophora; Oligohymenophorea; Peniculida; Parameciidae.